AUGGCGAAAGAAACAAAGGAUCUGGAAGCCGCCAUCCACGACCAGACAAACCUGGUUCCACUACGGGAGCGCUUGACGAUAUUCUUUACCCUCGCAUUCUGCAUGUUUUUAUGCUAUGUCGACCAAAAUGGCAUCACCGUUCUUCUGCCCAGCAUCGCGAGGGACUUGAAUGCUGCAGACACUAUCGCUUGGGCCGGCACGUCGGCCUUGAUCGCAAAUACUGUAUUCCAGGUCCUCUAUGGCCGUCUGUCUGAUCUAUUUGGUCGCAAGAAGAUUUUCAUCGGAUGUCUUCUACUUCUGGCCGUCUCGGACUUGGUAUGUGGCUUGACACCUAACAAGGAGGUCCUGUAUGUCUUUCGCGGUAUAUCCGGUAUCGCCAACGGUGGUAUCGUGGCUCUGGUCAACAUGAUCAUGUCAGAUGUGAGCAUGCCCAAGGUCAACUUCCGGGAGACCAUGGCUAAGAUCGAUUGGCUCGGCCUCUUCUUCUGCACCACCGCUAUCAUCCUUAUUCUCAUCGCCAUAUCCGAUGGCGGUCACGGUACACCUUGGAACUCGGCCGGGACAAUCUCGAUGCUGGUGAUUGGCGGCAUCAGCGCCAUAGCCUUCAUCAUCGUUGAGUGGAAAUUUGCAAAGCUUCCAAUGAUGCCACUAGAUAUGUGGCAAAAUCCGUCAGUGGCUUGCAUGUUGGUGCAAUCCUUCUUGCUCGGCAUGAACUACUACUCUCUGAUAUAUUAUCUGCCGUUGUAUUACCAAAAUGUUGGUGGGUACAAUGUUAUGAGGUCAGCGGUACUCAUUCUGCCUCUGGUUCUGGUACAAGCCACAUUCUCCGCGCUUGGUGGACAGUACAUGUCCUUUAUCGGCCACUACAUCGAGGUCAUAUUCGCUGGCUUUGUUGUUUGGACUCUAGGCUCAGGCUUAUUGGUCUCUCUCGAUGCUAAUUCUCCUGUUGGCCAUAUUUGCGGCUUCAUCGUUAUGGUUGGCUUUGGUUGCGGCUGCACCUUCCAGACAACCAAUACUGCCAUGCAAGCACAUUGUCCCAAAUCACAACGUUCAGUCGUCAUUUCCAAUCGAAUGCUGCUGCGUCAGCUGGGAGGUGCAGUCGGUCUGGCCAUUUGCUCGGCCAUCUCAGGCAAUGUUCUAGAAUCAAGCCUGCCGCCACAUCUUCAAUACAUUGCCGAAUCCACGUUCGCUGUGCCUGAUCUGAACACUGUCAGCGCUGCCGAUCGAACAAGCAUCAGUACGGCAUAUGCAAACGCAAGCCGUACUGUCUUUAUAUUCUGCGUGGCGGUUAUCGGAAUAGCGCUCUUGCUUACGUUCUUCGUCACUGACAAGGGACUGGUGAGACAAGAAGACGUGGUCGAAGAAAAGGUCCGUGAGGCAGAGAUGGAACAUUCAGAUCACGAUUCAGAGAAAGAGGUUGGCGAUGAGAAGAAACCCAGUCUCGUGUCACGAUUCAAGACAUGGAGAGAUUCGCUGGUAAAGAAUGAAGAUGCUGCUAAAGACAGCAAGGGUCCACCUAUACCACUAAAACCUUUGAAUAGAGAGAAGGUCUCUGCAGAUUCGUCGUCGAAAAGUUCUCUAGAUACCAAAUAG
Molecule: messenger RNA, 1593 nt
Organism: Aureobasidium uvarum
Lineage: Eukaryota; Fungi; Ascomycota; Dothideomycetes; Dothideales; Saccotheciaceae
Source: the annotation of a GenBank genome assembly